GUGGAGACGCGCUGGACCCCGGGGGAGCACAUCUAUCAACCCCCGGUGGAGGGGCGGCCGACAAGUCCCCGAGCGAGCGGAGGGUGUCAGCAGCAGAGGCAGAAUAAACAAAGUUCCCGGGGCUCCUCCGAGGCUGCUGUCCCCAUUCCCCGUUUGGCUGCCCCACUCCUCGAGAAGGCAAUGGCUUCCAAACUCCUGCGCGCGGUCAUCCUCGGGCCGCCUGGCUCGGGCAAGGGCACCGUGUGCCAGAGGAUCGCCCAGAACUUUGGCCUCCAGCAUCUCUCCAGCGGCCACUUCUUGCGGGAGAACAUCAAGGCCGACACGGAAGUUGGAGAUAUGGCAAAGCAGUACAUAGAGAAAGGUCUUUUGGUUCCAGAUCACGUGAUCACACGCCUGAUGAUGUCGGAGCUGGAGAACAGGCGGGAUCAGCACUGGCUACUAGAUGGUUUCCCCAGGACACUAGUCCAGGCUGAGGCCCUGGACAGAAUCUGUGACCUGGAUCUAGUGAUCACUUUGAACAUUCCCUUUGAAACACUCAAAGAUCGUCUCAGCCGGCGCUGGAUUCACCCUGCGAGCGGAAGGGUGUAUAACCUGGACUUCAAUCCGCCUCAAGUUCAUGGGGUUGAUGACGUCACUGGUGAACCGUUGGCCCAGCAGGAGGACGAUAAACCAGAAGCAGUUGCUGCCAGGCUAAGACAGUACAAGGAUGUGGCGAAGCCAGUCAUUGAACUGUACAAGAGCCGAGGAGUGCUCCACCAGUUUUCUGGAACGGAGACUAACAAGAUCUGGCCCUAUGUUUACACGCUGUUCUCGAACAAGAUCACACCUAUUCAGUCCAAAGAAGCAUACUGAGCCGGCCGGGAAGAACCAGGAAGACGUGGUCGCUCUUUCCAUUGUCUGUGUAGUAUUGGUGCCGUGUCCCAAGUAGGAGCUAGCUGAGAUAGCUUGCCGUGUCUUUUCUAGUUUAAGUGGGGGACUGACUGAAAACUGAUGCGUGAACGGAGUUCAUGAAGAGGCUCCUGUCUGCCUUUGGAGAGAAGGGUCACCUCCAAGGACUGAAGAUGUCUCUGCACCGUUGUCCAGCCCUUCACCAGAAAGCGAGUACAGACUGGAUCUCCAACGAUGUAAACCCAAGCUCUAGCUGAUUUCUGACAAUGAUGUUGCCAUAGUGGUAUCUCUCACCCGUAAUGGUGGAGGUCUCUGGUUCUCCCACCCCCUAAAGGCCAUUGAACCAUAGCACCUGUAGGCCUGACAGGGCCAAGGGCUGUAGCCCGAGCUUUGUUUCACGGCCUCUGGUGUGUGCCCCCUGGAGACAGUGAGGUUGAAGCCAUUGGCUCUCAGUGGUUGCUUCUCUGACUUCCGGUGACUGAAUCCACAAUGUUCUUUGGUUGGGAGAGAUAUUCUUGUCUGCAUCCAUGCUCCAUAGAAUCUCUCCUUUUCGGAUAUCCCGGAAUGAAAGGAUUUGGCUUCUGCUAUUUUUAUUAGACUGUGGUUUUUUUUUUUUACAUCUGUUUCGUCCCCUCCCUUUCUCCCAACAGAUGCUUACUGCUUUUAUCCCUCUGAACUGUCUAAGAGCUGAGACUAAGGGGUGAUGUCAGAUCGCUUCAUGUACCAGGAACUGAGCUCUUGGAGGCUCUCCUUCAACUGCUGGUCUGACUCUCAUGGGUGGACAUCGUUCCUUUCGUUUUCUGUGGAAAAAUAAAAUUCUCAAAAAGUAAGAAAUAUUCACCUACAUAAAUGUUGAGAGAUCAUAUCUUAUGUAUAGCUGUAAUAAGACCCUAUGGAAUUACUGGACUAAAGGAAUAGUUUACUUUUUAUUCAAGAUAAAAAAAAAUGUAUUUUGAAAAUGCUGCUAAAUGUUGAUGCUGAUAGUGUUUUUCUCCUGUGAGUGACCCAAGCGUAUUAUAGACGGUGGGUAAAGGGAAGGGAGCCUGUGGGGUUGUGGGAACAGGCUGCGCCGGCCGUGCCUACACUGUGUGUGACAGCUUUACAAUGAUGAGCAAACAAAAUCUGAGUUUUUCUUCUAGUCCAAAGAUUCUAUAGGGUGGCCAUAAAGUCUAAAAAUACAGAUAGUACUGUUUUGUCAUUCAUCGUAAUAUAAUAUCAAUACAUCAUUUAUUAAGGACUUGCUUGCUUUCCAGACUUGGUGGCCACCUUGUAUAAUUAAUUCUCGCUCUCCUCUGGGAUGGGCAAUGAAAUGUAUUCCUGUUGCCUUAAAAAUAAAUACCCCUCUUCAUGCAUUGUGAUUGUCCCCAGCGAGGGUCCUUUACUGUUCCUGGGAGUGACUUCAGUGCAAUCACUGCCUUUGGAGUUUUGGGGGGAGGUAUAGGGAAAGGGAAGUGGCCUGAUCCCCGAGGCCACACUCUAUGCCUCCAUCCUUCACUCUCUUCUCCCUCCCAGCAAGAUCCACGGCCACAGCCAGUGCCAGGCCACAGCGUGUCUCGCAGUGUUUGCUCUUUCUGAGACUGCACAACACCUGGGGGCCCUCGGCUGGGUGAGACCAACAAAGGACAAACACCUUUUCCAUGGCCUUUGACAGACGAUGCUUGUUGCACGUUCAGUGGCCGAAAAUAUAUAUAUUUCUGGUUUUCUUCAA
Molecule: messenger RNA, 2596 nt
Organism: Molossus molossus (Pallas's mastiff bat)
Lineage: Eukaryota; Metazoa; Chordata; Mammalia; Chiroptera; Molossidae
Gene: AK4
Product: adenylate kinase 4
Exons: 6
Coding region: 181-852 (223 amino acids)
Biological process (GO): nucleobase-containing compound metabolic process
Cellular component (GO): cytoplasm; mitochondrion
Molecular function (GO): ATP binding; AMP kinase activity; nucleoside diphosphate kinase activity
Source: RefSeq, a predicted model, not a curated record